AUGUUAGUUCAUGAACAGCGUUGUGCAGCCGAGUAUCUGGAGCUCCUGUUGAACCAUUUGAGUGAAGAGGUCUCUGAGCCGUUCCGUGGAGAACUCUGGGAUACAACGCGGUGUUCUAAAGGACACUGGAUCAGCAAUGAGAUUUCUAGGUUCUGGACUUUACCACUGGCUAUGGAACACAUCCAGGGCGGCUCAGUGUUAAAGGGCCUUAAAGGGGUCUUUAAAGAGAAGACAUUCAGUGGGAUUUAUUGUGAAAAAUGUAAAAAGAAAACAGAAGCCACAAUCAUUUACACGAUGGAAAAGCCUCCUCUGAUCCUGGUUCUGCUGUUGAAGAGGUUUGACAUUGGAAUCAGGUCUUAUCACAAGUCUAACUGUGAAGUGGACAUCCCAGCAGUGUUACAUACAAAGGAUCUCUCGUACUCUCUGUGUGGAGUGGUGGAUCACAGCGGAGGACUGCAUGGAGGACACUACACAGCCACAGUCAAGUCUAAGGACAGACGCUGGUACUACAUCAGUGACACAUAUGUGAAGGAGACCUGGAGCCCACAAAAUGCUGCAGUCUGUCUGAAGAGCAGGGGAAAGUCCACAGCCCUGUGGAGUCCUGUGCUUAUGUCCUGUGUGUCCGAGACUUUCUUCCCCAGCCACAUGUGCUCCCCUCAGGUGGUUUUAGGCACAACAGAGAGGGUGGUGUUGAAAGCUGGUGUAGGUUUGCAGGGAGUCCAGGUGCUGCAGGAUGAAGGGAAGAGUCAGUUUUACGACAUCCUCUACAGACCUGUUGGUUCUUGUGUUGGGGAAGCAGCCAAGAAAACAGCAGGAGGCUGCAGAAGUACAGUGUAUACAGUGGUGGACGUGACCAUAAUGGACCCCGCCCCUCCAGAGUGUUCUGACCAGUGA
This is a messenger RNA of Boleophthalmus pectinirostris (great blue-spotted mudskipper), 894 nucleotides long. Its product is annotated as putative ubiquitin carboxyl-terminal hydrolase 50. The record is from RefSeq and is a predicted model, not a curated record. Gene Ontology annotation, cellular component: cytosol; nucleus. The coding region runs from base 1 to 894 and encodes 297 amino acids. NCBI's taxonomy places the organism in Eukaryota, Metazoa, Chordata, Actinopteri, Gobiiformes, Gobiidae. Gene Ontology annotation, biological process: protein deubiquitination. The transcript has 8 exons. Gene Ontology annotation, molecular function: cysteine-type deubiquitinase activity; cysteine-type endopeptidase activity.